AUGAAAGAGUUAGGUUUAGCAGACUUGAAACCAGCACCGGCAAAGCUGGAUGAUGAUGGGGCCCAGGUUAAGGAUCCCACGGAAGAGGCAGUGAAAGGACAAGCUUUGGCCGAUUUCCUAUCUGAGCAUCCAAAUCUACCUUUGGAAGAGGAUACCUUCGAGUUCUCUUUCCAGCUCGAUGAGAGUAGAGUUCUGACAAAUAAUCAAGCAGAAUACGAGGCCUUAAUCAUAGGCUUGGAAAUAGCAAAGGAUUUGAAUAUACGAUAUUUGAAAGUCUCUGGAGAUUUACAGUUGAUCAUUCGACAAGUUACAAGGCAUUAUAAGUGCAAUCACCCUUUAUUGAGUCUGCAGCUUGCAAAAGUUCAACGUCUUGCUCAAAACUUUGAUGAGAUACGUUUUCAGCAUAUUUUGAGACUUCAAAAUAGUGAAGCCAAUCAACUGGUCCAAGCAGCCUCAGGAGUUGAAAUUCCUGAAGGGGACACGGAGAAAAUAAUCAGAGUUCAAAAAAGGUUUUUACCCUUCUCAAUGGAGAGGGAGAAGGAUCGAUUGGAUGUAUUGGUAAUCGAUAUUUCUGAUGAUUGGAUGGUUCCAAUAAAAAAUUAUCUUCUAAAUCCUAAUGAGAAAGCAGAAAGGAUUGUCAAAUGCAGGUCCGUUAAUUAUGUUCUGCUAGGGCAGGAUUUGUAUAGAAGAACUUCUGAUGGCUUACUAUUGUUGUAUGUCAGCAAAGACCAAUCGAUGAGAAUCAUGGGAGAGGUCCAUGAAGGAACCUGUGGUGCCCAUCAAGCUGGUGAUAAAAUGAGAUGGUUAAUUAGGAGACACGGAUAUUAUUGGCCCACCAUUCGGGCAGAUUGCAUUCAGUAUGCUAAAGGUUGCCAACAAUGUCAAAAGCAUGGACCUAUCCAAAGGAUACCUGCUCAUCAAUUGCAAUCGAUUAUCAAACCUUGGCCAUUCAGAGGUUGGGCGAUUGAUAUGAUAGGAGAAAUUCACCCAGCAUCUUCAUUACAGCACCAAUUUGUUGUAGUAACAACUGAUUAUUUCACAAAAUGGACAGAGGCAAUACCUUUAAAAGGUGUUUCACAGAAACAAGUGAUUGAUUUUAUUGAGGAGUAUCUUUUAUGUAGGUUUGGGAUUCCUGAAACCAUUACUGUUGAUCAGUCAUCUAUAUUCAAUGGUAGAGAAGUUGUCCAGUAUGCACAAAAGUAUGGAAUACAGAUCUUGAAUUCCACUCCGUAUUAUGCCCAAGCUAAUGGGCAAGUCGAAUCGACUAACAAAAUUAUAAAGAACACAAUGGCAAAGGUAAUCGAUGAUAACCCAUGA
Messenger RNA from Rhododendron vialii, 1317 nucleotides. RefSeq lists its product as uncharacterized. Gene Ontology annotation, biological process: DNA integration. Gene Ontology annotation, molecular function: RNA-DNA hybrid ribonuclease activity; nucleic acid binding. The coding region runs from base 1 to 1317 and encodes 438 amino acids. The transcript has 3 exons. The record is from RefSeq and is a predicted model, not a curated record. Lineage: Eukaryota; Viridiplantae; Streptophyta; Magnoliopsida; Ericales; Ericaceae.